ACCUGGAAGGAGGUGGGGGGCGAGGUAGAAAGGAGUAGGGUUGAAAAGCGCUUGCGCAGGAGGCUACGGUACGGGGGUGGGAGGGCUUCGGAGCACGCGCGCAGAGGCGGGACUUGGGAAGCGCUCGCGAGAUCUUCAGGGGCUAUAUAUAAGCGCGGGGAGCCUGCGUCCUUUCCCUGGUGUGAUUCCGUCCUGGGCGGCUGUUAUUUGGAGCAGCGUUCGUUUAUCUCCGUCCGCCUUCUCUCCUACCUAAGUGCGUGCCGCCACCCGAUGGAAGAUUCGAUGGACAUGGACAUGAGCCCCCUGAGGCCCCAGAACUAUCUUUUCGGUUGUGAACUAAAGGCCGACAAAGAUUAUCACUUUAAGGUGGAUAAUGAUGAAAAUGAGCACCAGUUAUCUUUAAGAACGGUCAGUUUAGGGGCUGGUGCAAAGGAUGAGUUGCACAUUGUUGAAGCAGAGGCAAUGAAUUACGAAGGCAGUCCAAUUAAAGUAACACUGGCAACUUUGAAAAUGUCUGUACAGCCAACGGUUUCCCUGGGGGGCUUUGAAAUAACACCACCAGUGGUCUUAAGGUUGAAGUGUGGUUCAGGGCCAGUGCAUAUUAGUGGACAGCACUUAGUAGCUGUCGAGGAGGAUGCAGAGUCAGAAGAUGAAGAGGAGGAGGAUGUGAAACUCUUAAGUAUAUCUGGAAAGCGGUCUGCCCCUGGAGGUGGUAGCAAGGUUCCACAGAAAAAAGUAAAACUUGCUGCUGAUGAAGAUGAUGAUGAUGAUGAUGAAGAUGAUGAUGAUGAAGAUGAUGAUGAUGAUGAUUUUGAUGAUGAGGAAGCUGAAGAAAAAGCGCCAGUGAAGAAAUCUAUACGAGAUACUCCAGCCAAAAAUGCACAAAAGUCAAAUCAGAAUGGAAAAGACUCAAAACCAUCAUCAACACCAAGAUCAAAAGGACAAGAAUCCUUCAAAAAACAGGAAAAAACUCCUAAAACACCAAAAGGACCGAGUUCUGUAGAAGACAUUAAAGCAAAAAUGCAAGCAAGUAUAGAAAAAGGUGGUUCUCUUCCCAAAGUGGAAGCCAAGUUCAUCAAUUAUGUGAAGAAUUGCUUCCGGAUGACUGACCAAGAGGUAACUGGAUUUUCUGGGGACAUGAUUAAAUCCAAGUUUUUUGUGAUUUAUUAUGAUUCUGCCUUUACCCUUUUUAAGUGUUGGCUCUUUUUAAAAAGUUCCUAACCACAGAUAAUAUUUCAUUUAAUGAAAUACCUGAAAACUCGUGUAUUAAUGAAAUACAUGAAGAAUACAGUUGGCAGUCUGAGACGACAACUUUAGUAUAUUUUUCCCAGAUUUCCUAUAGUAAAUUAUUUCUUGGUUAUUGAAUUCAGUUUUACUUUUUUGGUACUAUGUUGGUUAAGGAAAUUGCUGUGGUUUUCCUUGCUGCUCCAUUUGACUGCUUGGGGCAGUCUGGUCUUUGCUUUUUUGGGAGUUGGUAGAGAUCAUUUUCUUUUUUUUUUUUCAUAGAUCUUAUGGGAAAUACAUUUUGCCAAAAUCAUCCUAACAUGAAAUCUGGAAGCAAGACACUAAAUUGUGGCUACUACCAGAUACAUAAGCUUGAGUUAGCUGUUAGAUUUUACAGUUAGUACGUGUGAAAGUCUUAGUUAACAUAAAGAUUAUGCAUUUAUUUUUGCUCUUAUUUACACUUGACUCAUAAGUGUAAGAAAAUGUAAAAGUGGUUAAAUAGGGACGUUAGGUAUUGUGUAGAGAACCGAUGCUGCAUUUAAUGGUCUUUAGGUUUCCUGUGGUCAGCUUUUUAAAAAAAAUUAGGAAAAUUUGGCAAUUAGCUGUUUUUUUUUUUUCAGCCAUAGUAUUUAGCACUUCAGUUAUUACACUUUAAUUUUUAGUUUUCGGGUUCGUAAAACCCUGAUAAUGGUUAAUUUUGAGUUUAGCUUUGUGAAAGUUGUAGUGAUGGGCUGUGAUGAUCAGAUUCAGUCUUUUGGUUGCUGUUCUGUCUUUUCUCUACAUUUGAAUCCCAAAGUUUAAAGUGUGAGUUUUGGGAGUUUAUUUGGAAUACUAAACAUUGAUUUGAGCGUAAGUUAUUUUGAAACUCCGCAUUAUGCAACUGUUUAUUUAAUAUUGAAAAUAGUGGAAAGUCAGACAUAAAUAACCAGCAUGUACUAACAGCUAAGCAUAAGAGAUGCAUUCUUCAACUACUGCCAAGGAAAGUGAUGAUAAAUUUAAUGAUUAAGUUGCAGUAGUCUUCUGUACUUUAUAACAAAGGCUUGUAGCUACAAAGUCUUGUAGCUAUUAAAUUACUGAACCAGCACUUCUACCAGAAGUAUUUUCUUUUUAAAAAAAAGUAUUUUUGGCCAGGUUGCUCUUGAACUCCUGGCCUCAGGCGGUCCUCCCAUCUUUUCCUCCCAAAGUGCUAGGAUUACAGGCACGAGCCACCUUGCCCAGCCUACCAGAAGUAUUUUCUUGCUCUAGAAUUGAAAGUGUUUUCAAGUGUCAGAAUGAUAUUUCUGGAAUAGUAAAUGUUUAAUAACUUGAACUUGAAUUACUAUUACAGAGAUUAUCAAAACUAAAUGCUUCCUGUGUUUGACAUAGAGAUGCAAAAUGCAAACAAUGACAAUAUAUUUGUUUGAACCUGAUGAUAAGAAGAUCUCUGCCUGGGUGUGGUAGUUCAUGCCUAUAAUCCCAGCACUUUGGGAGGCAACAUGGCAAAACUCCAUCUCUACUAAAAAUACUAAAUUUAGCUGGGCAUGGUGGCAUGUACCUGUAAUCCCACCUACUCAAGAGGCAGAGGCAGGAGGAUCGCUUGAACCUGGGAGGCAGAGAUUGCAGUGAGCACCACUGCACUCCAGCCUGGGUGGCAGAGUGAGAGUCCAUCUCAGAAAAAAAUAUUUCUGUGAUAUUUAAUAUUGGCAUUCAGUAUUCAGUUACCUUGUACCUGAGAACCCAUUGGCUGUGAAACAGUGACAGCUGAGAGAAUCUUGAGUCAUCUUAUUUCUAGUUCUUGGUGAACUUCUGGACUUUUCUUCAGAACCACCUUGCCAUGUUGGCCAGGCUGGUCUUGAACUCCUGACCUCUCAGGUGAUUUAACACCUUGGCCUCUUAAAGUGCUGGGAUUACAGGCGUGAGCCACCAUGCCUGGCCAGCUGUUUUUUUGUUUGUUUUUUUGUUUUGGUCACCCAUCUGUAGUGUGAUCUUGGCUUACUGCAACCCCUGCCUCUUGGGCUCAGGCAGUCCUCCCACUGCAGCCUCCUGAGUAGCUGGGCCUCCUGUAGUUGCACACCACCAAGCCUGGCUAAUUUUGGAAUUUUUAGUAGACAGGGUUUCACCAUGUUGCCCAGGCUGGUCUCAAAUUCCUGAGCUGAAGUGAUCUGCCCGCCUCAGUCUCCCAAAGUGUAGGGAUUACAGGCGUGAGCCAGCAUGCCUAGCCUCAGCAUAUAGUUUUUUCUAAAUGUACACAUGCCCAGGCACACAUGCACAGGCAAUUCAGAAUCAGUUUUUGGUGUUUAUGUAACUUUAUUUGCCAAAUCUGGCCAACUCUAAAGCUGGUCUCAGGGGAGAUGAAGUUGGAAGUAACAUUGGCCAAAUGGGUCUCUGUUCUUUCUCUUGAUUUCCUUAAGUAAAUAAUGCUAAACUAUUAAAUAAUUAUUAGUAUAUUGUUCACAUUAUUUUUAUGACUGAUCAAAGUGUUUGGAAUUAAAUUACAUCUGAGUAUAAAUUUUCUUGGAGUCAUUUCUUUAGAGUUAAAUUCUCUGGUGGUAGAAUGAAAAAUAGAUGUUGAACUAUGCAAAGAGACAUAUAAUUUAUUGAUGUCUAUGAAGUGUUGUGGUUCCUUAACCACAUUUCUUUUUUUUUUCCAGGCUAUUCAAGAUCUCUGGCAGUGGAGGAAGUCUCUUUAAGAAAAUAGUUUAAACAAUUUGUUAAAAAUUUUCCGUCUUAUUUCAUUUCUGUAACAGUUGAUAUCUGGCUGUCCUUUUUAUAAUGCAGAGUGAGAACUUUCCCUACCGUGUUUGAUAAAUGUUGUCCAGGUUCUAUUGCCAAGAAUGUGUUGUCCAAAAUGCCUGUUUAGUUUUUAAAGAUGGAACUCCACCCUUUGCUUGGUUUUAAGUAUGUAUGGAAUGUUAUGAUAGGACAUAGUAGUAGCGGUGGUCAGACAUGGAAAUGGUGGGGAGACAAAAAUAUACAUGUGAAAUAAAACUCAGUAUUUUAAUAAAGUA
Molecule: messenger RNA, 4211 nt
Organism: Symphalangus syndactylus (siamang)
Lineage: Eukaryota; Metazoa; Chordata; Mammalia; Primates; Hylobatidae
Gene: NPM1
Product: nucleophosmin 1
Biological process (GO): ribosomal large subunit biogenesis; ribosomal small subunit export from nucleus; positive regulation of transcription by RNA polymerase II
Cellular component (GO): nucleoplasm; nucleolus; ribonucleoprotein complex
Molecular function (GO): chromatin binding; RNA binding; histone binding
Source: RefSeq, a predicted model, not a curated record